GCUUCCCGGGAUGGCGGCGGCGGCGGCGGCGGUGGAGGUGCGCGGGGUCCCCGGCGACGUGGCGGACGAGCUGCUGGUGCUCUACUUCGAGAACCGGCGGCGCUCGGGCGGGGGCGCCGUGCAGAGCUGCCGUCGGAGGGGCGCCCGCGCCACGCUCACCUUCCAGAGGGAAGAGGGUGAGUCGCCCGCCGGGCAGCCCAGGGGCGAGAAGAGCUCUGCCUUUCAGGGGGCGGCAGGGGGCAAGCAGAGCAGAGGGCACCGAAGGGAAAGAAAAGGUCUGGGGUGUUUGGCAGCGCCCCUCCCGCUUUCCAGGUGAAAGCAGGAGCCCCCUGGCACAUGGGGGGGGGGAGUGCGCCCCCGUGGGGGGGCCUGGCAGAGUGGGGCGGGGCUGCCUGCUUUGCCCAAGUGCUCCCUGGAAAUGGAAAGGGGUUGCAGGAAUUUAUGUAUAGGUGGGGGGGGGGUUUGGCCCUCCAGCAGAUCUCAUGCACAUGCAGCCCACUACCAAAACCAGCACAAUCCCUUUUGUGACUUGUCCCCACAAAACACCUCAUCGCAGUUUCUUCCUAUCUGUUCAAAGGGCCUCUGCUGCACAAUACAAAACGAUAAAUGUAUCUCUGUACUGGCUCACUGGGAAAACUUCAGAAAUUCCUAUAGACAUGUGAGCUCAGCUCCUCAGCAGCCCCUCUGCCUGAGUGAUAAUCCCUGGCCUCCUGAUACCUGAGUGCCAGACAGGUAGCCAUUCCAGAAACAACAAACCCAGAUGGAGACAAAAGGGUGUGAUUAACUGGGCUGGGAAACAGGGAAAUGUAAAGAUCUCUUUUGUUACACUUGAUGGGUGUUUGGUGGAGGGCAAGGAGAACCAUGGGGCAGGGUCCAGGAUGCUCAGAUUACUGCCACCAGACCUCCCCUUUCAUGAUGUAACCGUGAUGUAGUUUGGGGAGGGUGUAAUAUGGGGAUUAGCAGCUAAUAAAAGUUGGGGUUCUCUUUUGUUUGGGGCUUCCAUCUUGUUCCACCUGGUGGCAGGUGGGAGUCCCGUUGCGACAGUCUUCAAUCAAGACCAAGCCUACUGGCUGCUGUUUUGCUCUGGUAUUCCUGGCUGCUGUCCUUGUUUUUUGUCCAAGGGAGCCCUCAGAUUUCUCCAUUAACAAAGGGAACCCCGGGGGUGCGGCAGCUUGGCUGGCUGGCAGGAGAUCCUGCCAUCCUUUGCAGUUCCUCUCCUUGGAGACUGUUGCUCCCGUUUUGUAGACAGCGCUUGUCUCCCGCAGCCACGCCAGAAAAAUUCUUUUGGUCUGCAAACAUGGAAGAAAAUUUGUAUUGCACAAAAGAGGUGGGGGGAGCACUUGUUGUCAGCCUUACUGUGGGAGAAAGGCGACUCACAUCAUCAUCAUCAUCAUCAAUUUAUUAUUUAUACCCCACCCAUCUGGCUGGGCUUCCCCAGCCACUCUGGCUGGUUCCCAACAGAACACUAAAAACAAAAUUAAAAUUAAAACAUUAAAAGCUUCCCUAAAGAGGGCUGCCUUCAGAUGUCUUCUAAAAUCAGUAUAUCUGAAGGAGUGUCUCCCCCCCCCAAUCAUUCAGCCCGGACACCAGGGUCCAUCUCCCGAGGGCCUUCUGGCGGUUCCCUCGCUGCGAGAAGCCAAGUUACAGGGAACCAGGCAGAGGGCCUUCUUGGUGGUGGCACCCGCCCUGUGGAACGCCCUCCCACCAGAUGUCAAAGAGAACAGCAACUACCAGGCUUUUAGAAGACAUCUGAAGGCAGCCCUGUUUGGGGAAGCUUUUAACGUUUGAUGUAUUACGGUAUUUUAAUAUUUUGUUGUAAGCCGGCUAGAGUGGUUGGGGAAGCCCAGCCAGAUGGGCAGGGUGCAAAUAAAUUAUUAUUAUUAUUAUUCCUUGACAUCUGAUGGGAGGGCAUUCCACAGGGCAGGCGCCACCACCGAGAAGGCACUCUGCCUGGUUCUCUGUAACUUCACUUCUCGCAGGGAGGGAACCGCCAGAAGGCCCUCAGAGGAGGACCUCAUAGCGGCCAUGGGGAGGGAAGGGGGAAGCAGGAGGGCAGCUCCCCUUCCAGAAGGGGAGCUAGAAGCGGGCCUUUACACAGCAGAAGAGCCCUGCAGCUGGAUCGGGCCCAUCUAGUCCAGCCUGCUGUUCCCACGGUGGCCCUGCGGAUGUCUCCAUGGGAAGCAGGGGUGCCUGGCCCUUGGCAUGUCAUCUGGGAGUUCAGAUAAUCCAGGGGUGCUUUGCUGCGCUGGUGUUGCUGUAGCCCAGAGUGAGCGGGCAACCUGUGGUGCCCUCCAGGCGCCGAUGCAACUCCCACCCACCCUGACCAUUGGCUGUGCUGCCUAGGGUGAAGGGGGUCCUGCGGCACCUGGGGGCAGCAGGUUCGCCCUGCCUGCUGCUGCCGCUCCAGCCUCUGGGCCCCCCAGGAAUGGAGACCCUGGGCUGCUGGCUUGGCGCUUUCUCUUCUGCAAGGUGACCUUCUGGCCUCCUGCUCUCUCCAUCCAGAUGCCCAGCGGGUCCUCUCCAGAACGGACCACCAGCUGCAGGACGCCCGCCUGACGGUGCACCCGGCCGCCCCUCGGGAUUAUGGGAAGGUGGUCCUGCAAGGCCUGAACCCCCAGACCAGCCGGGACCUGGUGGAGCUUUACGUGGAGAGGAUGUUGAACUGCGAGAGUGGCGUCUGCUCCGUCUUCCGCAGCCCCAGAGGGGAUCAGGCCCUGGUGCAGCUGCCCAGUCCGCUCAGCAACGCAAGUACGUGUGUGUCUCUUGCUUCCCUCCUGUCUUCCUCGGGGGGGGGGGGCUCUUCUUCCUUCCUCUGGGCUUCUUCCUCUUCACUCGGUCUCCUCUCCCUCUCGUCCUGGCAGAGUUCCUGGCCUUGGUGGAGCAUGUGGAGAGUCGGCCGCUGGAUGGGGCCCGCCUGGCGCUGGACUGGGUGGAGCAGACGGACGGUGUGCUGGUGCAGUGGGGGGAGGGCCCCCGCCCCAGCCCCCUCAGCCAGGACCUGCUGGAGCUGUACUUUGAGAGCAAGCGCAGCGGUGGGGGGCCAGUGCGGGCCAUCAGACUGCUUGCGGGGGCCACGGUGGCUGUCGUUUCCUUCCAGAACCCGGCAGGUAAGGGCUGAGUCUGGAACUCUCCUCAGACUCACUUCCUCCGGGAAGGCCAGGGGGUGUUGCUGGCAUCCUCUGUCAACCUGAGGGGGGCAGUUUAAAAAUUCAGGCUGCCAGACCUGAUGGGAUUCAGUUAUUUAUUUAUUUUAUUUGUACCAUCUGGCUGGGUUUCCCCAGCCACUCUGGCCGGCUUCCAACAAAAUUUUAAAAUGCAGUAAUGCAUCAAACAUUAAACAGGGCUGCCUUCAGAUGUCUUCUGAAUGUCAGAUAGUUUAUCUCUUUGACAUUUGGUGGGAGGGCGUUCCACAGGACGGGUGCCACCACCGAGAAGGCCCUCUGCCUGGUUCCCUGUAACUUGGCUUCUCGCAGUGAGGGAGCUGGAUGACCCUCGGACCCCUUCCACCCCUACCGUUCUGUGAUUCUAUGGCUCAGAAUUUGGAGUUUACCCGCAGUGGCGGUGAUGGCACUUCACCCUGUCUCCUCUCCCUCUUCCCUUGCAGUGGUGGAGAAUGUGCUGCAGAAGACCCACCGCCUCCAGGACCACAGCUUGGCUGUCUCCCCCCACUACGACUUCCUGGAGCCCCCAGAGCAAGAAGGGGCUGAGGUGGACGGAGCCCCUCCAGGGGACACGGGGACCCCCUUCGCCCUCCUGCCCCUCCCGGAAGCCUUCCCCCGGCAGCUGCUGCAGGUGGAGCUGGUCCUCCGGGAGCUGAACGCCCCUGCCCCGGAAUGCGUGGUCGCCCUGGACGAAGCCGGCCUGCGCGUCUCGGGGGGCGACCCGCUGCGCCAAAAGUGGCUGCUGGAGCACGUCCAGGGGGUCCUGCAGAACGUGACCCCCGAGCGCCUGCCCUUCUCCGCCUGGGUCCUGGACUUCCUUCGGCAGGAGGAUGUGCGGCGUCGCCUGGCGGAGCGGCUGGCCGAGCGGGGGCUGGGCGCCUGCUUCCUCCCUGCUGCGGACGAGGUGCUGGUGGCGGCCCUGAGGCCCGAGACGGCCCGCCUGGCCACCGAGCUGCUGGGCGCCUCCCUGGGCCGCUUUGCCCUGCCCUUGUCAGAGAGGCACCUGCCGGCCCUGGCCUCCCCCCGCUGGGCCCAGCUGCAGGAGACGCUCCCCUGCUGCCUGGUGCGCCUGGAGGAGGGCGGGGAGCGGCUGGAGGGCCUGACCCUGGCCGGGAUGGAGGCCGAGAACCGGGCGCGGCUGGCGGCCUGCCUGCAGGAGAGCAUGCCGGAUGAGGCCCUGGUGGCCAUGGAGCCGGGCGCCCUGCGCUACCUGCAGAGGUACUACCAGGAGGUGCUGGCUGGCAUGGGCAGCGUCACCCUCCUGCCCCUGGAAGGAGACGACGUCACAGGCUUGCGGGUAAGAGAGGGGCUGCUGCUGCUGCUUGGGCCCGUGGGCAUCCUGCUUCUCAAUUUGUCUUGUAUUAUUUUAUGUUCUGUGCCUUGCCGUUGUUUUAUUGAUUACACUGGUCAACAACAAAUUUGUUGUCUGCGUUUUUGCAGUUGAUUUAGGACGAAUCUGAUGCGCUGAAUCCAAAAAUCACAUUGGUUUUGCUCAAUCAGGUCAAGUUUUUGAGCUAUGGCCACAUGUCGUUUUUUUACGUUUUUGUUCACAUGUACGCUUGUGUGGAGCAUUUUAGAAGAAGUUGGUGGGGAUAAAAUGCCAUGUCGAAUAAUUGUUUUGAUUGGAAAUGAUUAUUUUAAUGACAAGAAGUAUUCAGGUCCGAUAGUGCUGGGUGAUUAUGUCAAAAAGGGAUCAGUUUAAAGCCAUAAAACCUCGAAAUCUUCCAUAAAUUGGUGCGGCAAAGCAUAAAGUUGGGGGAUCAAAACUAAGUUAAUGGGGCAGCCGCCCCACGAAGUGUAUAGGAAACUCCACCCGCGCAUGCUCCAGCUUAUGACUAAUUUGAAGGUGGAAAACCUCCUCUCUGACAGUGCUCGCAUCAGCUUCUUCCGCAACAGGCAUCAAGAGUACCUCCGUUUUUUCUCGGAAGAGAAGGACUUGGUGUACUGUGCAGAUAUUGCUCAGCUUCUGCUCAAGCUUGGAGUGCCACAGUACGAAUCCAAAGAUUGGAGACUGUUCAUUGACAGCAGCAAGCGAUCACUGAAAUGUGUUCUGCUACACAACGGCAACCAGUUUGCCUCUAUACCCCUGGCUCACUCGAGUACACUGAAGGAGAACUAUGAAGCGGUGAAGUAUGUGCUGGAGAAAAUUGGUUAUGAUCAGCAUAAGUGGUUUAUUUGUGUUGACCUGAAGAUGGUGAACUUUUUGUUGGGACAACAGUCUGGCUUCACCAAGUACCCAUGUUUUCUGUGCAUGUGGGAUAGUAGGGACCGUGCUCAGCAUUACACGAAGAAGGACUGGCCUGUGCGGGAGGAAUUGGUGCCUUGCAGAAAAAGGAACGUCAUCAACGACCCUCUGGUGGACAGAGACAGAAUACUCUUCCCACCGCUGCACAUCAAGCUCGGCUUAAUCAAGCAGUUCACCAAGGCUCUGGACAAGGAUGGUGACUGCUUCAUUUACUUGUGCCAGGCUUUUCCAGGAUUGACCAUGGAGAAGUUGAAAGCUGGCAUCUUUGACGGUCCUCAGAUCCGUCAGCUCAUCAGAGAUCCAGAGUUUGGAAACUCAAUGAACAAAGUGGAACUGGAAGCGUGGAAGGCAUUUGUUCUGAUAGUGAAGAACUUUCUUGGUAACAAUAAGGCCAGAAACUACGCAGAAUUUGUCAACAACAUGCUGACUGCUUUCAGAAACCUGGGCUGCAACAUGAGCGUCAAGAUGCACUACCUAUUUUCACAUAUGGACCGGUUUCCUGAGAAGCUGGGUUCAAUGAGUGACGAGCAGGGGGAGAGAUUCCAUCAGGACAUGAAAGAGAUGGCGACCAGGUAUCAGGGUCGCUGGGACACAGUCAUGAUGGCUGACUACUGUUGGACUCUGAAGAGAGACCUCCCUGCCGCUGAGCAUUCCUGGAGUUCCAAGAAACGGAAGUUCAAGUCCUGAAGUUUGAAAAAUGGUGAAGCAACAUGCAAUUUACGUGUACUUACCUUUAUCAAUGCCCACCAUUCAGUUUACAGUAAACCUGACCUGAUGGAGAGAAACGGAUGCCAUUUCCUGAUUCAGCAGUGCAAAAAUACCCUAAAUCAGUUGUAGAAAUCUAGACAACAUUCAAAAAGUAAAAAAUUGUUGCCCAGUGUUACCGUUUAGAAAUUAGUUAUUGUAACUGUUGAGUGGAUUUCUGUUUAACUUUUAUAUGUUAUUACCGUAUUUUUUGCUCUAUAAGGAGCACUUUCCCCCUCGUAAAAAGUAAGGGGAAAUGUGUGUGCUUCUUAUGGAACGAAUGCAGACGGGAGCCUCUGCUCAGCGCUCCCUUUCACGAGCCGCAUGGAGCGUGUGCGCAGCUCUUGCUGCCCUUCUCCCUCCUCGGGGAAAAGCCUGCAAGCGCCGCACACACGCUCCACGCCGCUUGUUAAAGGGAGCCCUGAGCAGAGCCUGGGAUGCAUACACGCUCUGCUCAGCGCUCCCUUUAAAGAAUUUUUUCUUUCUUGCAUUCCCCCUCUAAAAACUAGGUGCACCUUAUGGUCAAGUGCAUCUUAUGGAGUGAAAAAUACAGUAUAUGUUUUAUAUGUUAUUAUUAUUGUUAUUUAAUAUUAUUGUAAUGAUUGUUGAAUGUUACUUUUUGAUGUAGCUUGCCUAUUUUAAAGUUUCACUAUCACAUUUUUGUAUUGCAUUAGAUUGUUAUAAGAUGUACAUUUUUGUUUCUUCAGCUUGUAAACCGCCUUGAGUAUUGUAAGACAGAAAGACGGUAUACAAAUUGAAAAAUGAUGAUGGUGAUGAUGUCCCCAGCAAGGUGGACGCCCGGAGCCAUAGAACUGCAGAGUGGGGAGGGACGCCCAAGAGGGAAAUGCAGCAGCCAGAUCAUGCUGCCUCCAUGCCCCCCCUUUUUCAAUUCCCACCCCCUCCCAUGUCGUCUGGCACUCAGAAGCCCUUUCCAAUUAUUUUGAAUUACUGUGCCUCCUGAAUUGUAUUCAUGUUUUCGCUGAAUUUUUUUGCUCGCUUUUGAGACUCCAGUACCAUUGCAUCCUUAUCUGUGUGAUUUCAAACGCACCUGGUUGAGUUCCUGCGAGUAAAAUACGAGCAAGACAGAGAGCUUAGAAGCUCUUUUCGCGCUGGAAAAACCUGGUGCAGAAACAGCUUCUAAGCUCUCUCUGCCUUGCUUGGGGAGGGGGCCAGGCUGUCUGGGGCGCACCAAUUCUGAGCUGCCCUCACAAGAUCUGGCAGGGCUUCUGAGCUCCCGCAAGAACUUGUGCAAGCAUCCCUAGUUUUCCAGACCAAUGUGUUGAGCGGCCAGCAAGACAGAGAGCUUUAAAGCUAUUUUUUGCAACUCAUGCAUGGCUUUUGUUUUUCCCCAAGGAUGCAAUUUGAGUACAGUUGUACCUUGGUUCUCGAAUGCCCAAAACUCGGAAGUAAGUGUUCCGGUUUUUGAACGUUUUUCAGAAGCCGCACAUCUGACGCAGCUUCCGCUUCAGUGUAGGAACUCCUGCAGCCAAUCGGAAGUUGCGCCUUGAUUUUCGAACGGCUUCGGGAGUCAAACGGACUUCCAGAAUGGAUUAAGUUUGAGAACCAAGGUUCCACUGUGUGUGUUUUUUCAUAUGUGUGCCCCUCCCGGAACGUGGCCCCUGUGCAAGAUGUGACUGAACCGCCUGGCGAUUGCCACACUUCUUGUUCUGUGACGCUGUUGUGAUACUUCAAGCUGCUUUGAGCUGGAUCUUUGUGGAAUGCAAACGUCUCAGUUGCCUCUGCUCUCCUCCUGCUGUGCAGCUGAGUGGGGAGGCCAGAGCCUGCCAGGCGGCAGCUGAGCUCCUGCAGAGUCUGCUCAGCGCCAUCCACACCCAGACCGUGACGCUGGAGCUGCCGGGCAUCAGCCGCUUCCUGCUGGAGAAACGGGGUCAGGAGACGCUGCAGGAACUGGAGAGGCGCUUUCGUUGCACCAUCGGCCUGGAGAGGGUCCGCUGGAGCCCCCCAGAGACGCAGGUGGGUUCAGGUGCACUUUUUCGGGGGGCAGGAUGCCCUGGAAAAGGGGAGCUCAGGAGGAAAGCGGGAAGGAGACACCCCCCGUGAAUGUGAAGGCCAAGCGGCUUAGUGGUGGGGCCUUUUCUGCAGUGGCUCCCCUUUGAUGGGACUCCCUGGGGAGGCUCACCUGCUGCCUCCACUACAUAUCUUUGGUUUUUAAACCGUCUGUGGCCACCUUCUAAAUGCACCUUGGGGGGCAGAAUUUUUUUUGGUAUUAUUACAUUCUGCACUUUAUGUUCUUAUGUCUUAAACCGCCUUGUGAAUUUUGGAUGUAAGGUUGUGUAUAAAUUUAACAAACAACAACAAUAAUUUUUCCUGGGGGUGAAACCAUAUUCCAGCUGAAGGUGGGUUUCCAGUACCUCUCCCUUUUUCCUUUAUACUUUCAUGGUUUACUUCAUUUUCAUGGCUGGGGUAUAAAUAAUAAAAUUAUUAUUAUUAUAAUAUGCUAUGUGCCUUUUAUUUUCUGGUACGGUGCAUAGAAUCAUAGACUUGUACGGUUGGAAGGGGCCCUGUGCAUCAUGGACUCCAGUACGUUUCUGAGCACAAUUCAAAGUGUUGGUGCUGACCUUGAAAGCCCUAAAUGGCCUCAAAGGCCCAGUAGACCUGAAGGAGCGUCUCCACCCCCAUUGUCCAGCCCGGACACCUGGGUCCAUCUCCAAGGGCCUUCUGGCGGUUCCCUCGCUGCGAGAAGCCAAGUUACAGGGAACCAGGCAGAGGGCCUUUUCGGUGGUGGCGCCUGCCCUGUGGAAAGCCCUCCCACCAGAUAUCAAAGAGAAAAACAACUACCAGACUUUUAGAAGACAUCUGAAGGCAGCCCUGCUUAGGAAAGUUUUUAAUGUUUAAUAGGUUAUAUGUAUUUUAGUGUUUUGUUGGAAGCCGCCCAGAGUGGCUGGGGAGACCCAGCCAGAUGGGUGGGGUAUAAAUAGAUUAUUAUUAUUAUUAUUAUUAUUAUUAUUAUUAUUAUUAUUAUCAUCCAGCCCCCUGUGGGCAAUGCAAGAAUCUCAACAUGUGCCCCCCCCCCACUCUGAAACCAGACCGGACUCUGCUUGGCUCUUCAAAUGGCUCUGACUUUCCUUCCCCCAAUUUCUCCCCAGCACGAACUGGAGACGUCUCAGGAGCCGCUGGCGGUGAGCUGCCCACGAGAUGCCCCCUGUGGGCAGGAGCGGCUGGGAGCCCCAGUGGGCGCAGCUGGUGAGCCGAGUGACGCCAACCUGGGUAAGAUCCUGCACCCUUCUCCUGCCUGCCUGCUCUUCCAGGGAUGGAGAGGAGAGAGGCGCUGUGGGGCUGGCGCGAUGGAGGGGCGUUGAGCUUCCUGCCCUUUCUUGCCCUCUGGAGAUUCCCCCCCCCCGUAAGACUUGAUUUAAAUCACUUUUUUACAGAAAGACUCAUUCUUGCUGGUAUAAUCUUAAUAUUUACAACCAGAUGAAGGUUUCAUUUUUGGAAUAAUAAAUUUUCAGAGUAGUUUUUACAGUUAUAUCAAAAAUUUCUGAUUUGGUUAUACUAUUAGAAAUACAAAGACAGAUAAUUAUGAAAUUAUUGUGAGGUUUAAUAAGUUAACUGUUUAUAUUUGGACAAUUUUUCUUCUGGACUUUAUUGGAAAGAGAAAAAGUAUCAUUUCCUUCAUAACAAUUUAAACAAUUUAUUUAAAUAAAGCAAUAAUGUUGUAGCAUAUGUAUCCAUGUUUGUUAACUGAUGUGGUUAAACGAUUUUUCUAACAGAAGACUUAGACUGAGUUUUAGCACACAUGAAAAACUUAAAACAAACCCUUAUUUCCUGAUGAAUAGCCUUUGGAUUAUAAUGUAACUUAAAUAGAAAACUAUCAUUAGAAAGAUUUUUCCUCCGAAAUCAUUUUGUUUUAAAAAUCCAAUUUAAAUUUUAAAAAUGCGAUUUAAAAUGUAAAAAAUCUUAUUUUUAUUCUUACUUUAAAUCAUUGAUUUUUAUCCACCCUGCCAGAGACCCAGAGGAAUAAAUCAUAAAGUCACUAUUAUUAUUCAGAUUCCUGCAUUGCAGGGAGUUGGACUGGCCCUGAAGACCCCUUCCAACUCGUAUUUACAGGACCGCCUCUCCUGGUCUGCCCCGCAGAGGACAUUAAGGUCCAUGAAUAACCAUAGUUUAGAGGCCCCAGGCCCUAAUGAAGUCAGACUAUCCUCCCCCAGGGCCAGGGCCUUCUCAGUGAUGGCUCCCACCUGGUGGAAUGCUCUGUCCCAGGAGACCAGGGCCCUGCAGGAUUUAACCUCCUUCCGCAGGGCCUGUAAGACAGAGCGAUUCCGCCUGGCCUUUAAUUUGAAUUCAGCCUGAUCUUUAUUUCCGUUCCCUUCCCUCACCCGCUCUGGGAUCCCACAGCUAAUUCUCCCCUGGCCUCCUCACUGGCCCAAGUAGGACCAAUUCAGCCAGCUAGCGCUGGGGAUUAUCUAAUUGAUUUUUGAAUUUUAUUGUUAUUCAUGUUUUUAUACUGUAUUUUAUGCUGCUUUUACAAUUAAGUUUUUUAAAUUUGUUGUUAGCCGCCCUGAGCCCGGUUUUUGAACCGGGAAGGGCGGGGUAUAAAUAAGAAAUUAUUAUUAUAAUUACGAUUCUAAGAUGGGGGGGGUCUCCUCUGUGCCUCCUCCCUCGAAGGCCCCUGUUCAGAGAGGCCGGCUAGGGGAGCCCCUCUACCUGGGGGGGGGAGCGUGGGUCGGCUUGUGGGGCUACAAGGGGAGUGAGCCCCCUCCCUGCCCACAUUCUGCCCUCUGACGACCUCCUCUCCCUCCGCAGAAGAGAUCAAGGGUCUGCUGGUUGCCCUCCAGCCUCCCCGGGGGGCUUCCCCAGCUGCCGGACGGGGGUCCUGGUCCUUGGAGAAUGUGGAGGUGGAGGAGGAAGAGCAGGAGGACCUGUACACAGCCCCCGAGCAGCCUUCGCAGGGGGCAGAGACGGCCCUUGCAGCUGCCAGGGCGGAGGAGGAGGAGGGGGCGCUGGAGGAAGGACCUCUGGCCCUGCGGAGCAGCGCGGCCGAGGAGGAAGAGGAGGCUCAGCUGCUGCUGGCCAUCCAGCAGUCGAUGGACAGCGCCCGGCGCGAGGAGGAGGAGCUGCGCCGGGCUGUGGAGCUCUCCCUCACCAGCUGGGCGCAGGAGCAGGCGCCCAGUGCCGACGCCACCCUCCUCUCUGCCCUCCACAUCUCCCUGGAGGACGCCAGGCAGGCGGCCGACUCGGCUCAGGUGGUCGUCUUCCUGGGGGCGGAGGAGGACGCAGCCCCCCUGGCGCGGGAGCUGCAGGCCGCCCUGCGGGCCCAGCUGCGGGAGGAGAGGGUGCCCCACGCUGCCCUGCGCUCCCUGGCGCCGCCCUGCCUGGCCUACCUGGCCCACCUGGAGCGCAAGCACGCCGUGCGCAUCUCACUGGACGGGGAGGUGGCCGUGGUGCGAGGCUUCGCCGACUACCCCCUGGCCGCCACGCGGGACCUGGCGCUGCUGCUCACCCGGCUGCUGCGCACGGAGGCUGUGGGGGACCCUGGUGACGCUUGCUGGGUGCACUGGGACCCCCAGGGAGCCUCCGCCCCAUACUCUGUGCAGGCCAGCGCCCUUCUGGAGCAGGCGUGGGGUCGGGGGCUCAAGCGCCUGGACGUCUUCUUUGACGGCCGCCCCUUCGCCAUCGACUUCGAGCGCAUGGAAGAGUACGAUCUGGGCAGUGCCCGCACUGUGCCCAUUGGCCGCCUCCCAGGUAGGCUCUGCCACCCAAUUCAGGUGUGGUCUUCCUCUCCAGGGCUGAAUGGGCUGCCUCUUGGCCCAAGAGCGGCCGUGGUGUGGGGGGAGGGCCCCUCCGAGCCCACGCUCUCCUCCUGACGGGCAGUGCCCCCUCUGUAGGUUCUUCUGCCCCUGUGGGGCUGGACGACGGGGAGGCGAGGCUGGUGCAGCUUGUGGAGGGAACAGAGGAGUUCCGGGAGACGGUGCGCCAUUUCUACGACACCCUGGAGGACAUGCACAACAAGAUCCGCAUCGUCAAGGUAUUUGGGGGGGGGCACUGGUCUGGGACAGCCGGGGGCAUGAUGCUGCGGAGCAAGGGGAGCCAGCGUGGCGCCCGUGGGCACUCAUGUGCCCCUGCUGGAAUUAGACUAGCAAGAAGCUUGACCCGACAAAUGGCCGUCCAACCUCUGCUUUGAAACCUCCAAGGAAGGAGAGUCCAGCAUGUCUUUUGGGAGUCUGUUCCUCUGCUGAACAGCUCUUACUGUGAGAAAGUUUUUCUGUAUGUUUAGUGGGAAUCUCUUGUCAAUUUAAGCCAUGGGUUCGAGUCCUACCAUCCAGAGCAGGCGAAGAUAAUCAUGUUCCCUCUUCCCUGUGACAGCCCCUGAGACAUUUGAAGAUGGCUCUCCCAUCUCCUCAAAGUCUCCUCUUUUCCAGGCUAAACAUCUCCAGCUCCUUCAACCGUUCCUCAUCAGGCCUAGUUUCCAGAUCCUUGAUCAUCUUGGUUGCCCUCCACCGCACACAUUCCAGCCUGUCAACGUCCUCCUUAAAAUUCGGUACCCAGAUUCCACUAGGGGGACACUGUAACAGUCAUAAAAGUUCUUAAAUACUUUACUUCUUCUUUGAGUCCCCCCAAUUCACCAGAAAAAUAACAGUCUAUCUUAAACAGUUACUUUAAGACCAGGAGAUGCCUAUCAGCAAUAUUGUAUCCAAAUUGUAUUUCCAGUGCAGGACUAGCUGUCAAAAUAUGUUCAAAGACAGUACCUUUUCUCCAGCUUUUUAUUGUCGCUGGGAACCCGUUCCCAGGGGAUUGAGCAGUGGUUUUUAUCUUCUCACUUCUUCUUAAUGAAGUGACAUUCAAAGCUUCCCCCCCUCUUCCCUCAAGUUGAGGGGGAAAAGUCCUGGUUAGAUGAUUGGAUUGAAGUCCUUUUAUGCGUCUUUUAAAGCUUCCGCUUUCAAGUUCAAUGCUUUGUUUUAUCUACACAAGCGGGAGGCAGACUUCCUUUUUAUACCUCUCCGCUUCGGCCAAAUUCUUUUCAAAUUUGUACAGUUCCUUAAUUGCAUUAAAAAUUGUACUCACGGAUCGUUGUUUUCAAAGCCAAAUUUUCAAGGAAGAAAGGCAACGCUCUCCGGUAACAGCUGCGCGGCUUCACUCCACAGAAGAAGCAGACGACUCACAGCACAGCGCUGCUUCCCCCGUUCCGUUCCGGAGCCCGUUGCCGGGUUCCUUCACGGAUUGGGGGGGCGCAAAACGUGCCCGCCGAGUCCCAAGUUCACAGGCUUCACCCGCCUGUGAUUUCAGGGGUCCCCCGCUACGCCGAAGCGGGAUCUGACCCUGUUUCCGUGGAGCGGUUCCCUCCAGAUUAGAGGGAAUCCGCCAUUAACCGAUGGCGCCACCUCUGGAAGUCCUGACUUUAUGACUGUUACAGUGUCCCCCUAAUGGAAUUUGGAACUUGUUACAACUAGUUACAAUUGCAGCUGGCCUGAGGAUUUUCCCACACUGUCUUUUUGGAACUUUCCACUUCAAAACAAUUCUGAAUUCAACUGUGUGACUGACCUUGAGUUUUAUCUAGAGGGGGAUGGCAGAUGGAAAAGAGAAAUUAGAGUCGCUACAAGCAACAAGGUCGGGCAAAGUUUUGCGAACAGACGGUGGAUUACAAAGAAGAGCUUCGACCUCUGGCCCCUCUGGGGUUCUAACAGCAGCCCCAUCGGCACAACCCAAAACUAAAGGUAUGGCAAAUGAAGAUGCCUUUGCUCAGGUUUUGGCUAAAAUUAAUGAAUCUUUGGACAGAAUAAGCAGACAAGUAGCAGAGGCAUCAGACAAGAUUGAUCAAAAUACAACAAGUAUUAAUCAAAAUACAGUAAGUUUAAAUAAUUUGGGCCAGAAAGCAAAUACUAAUACAGAGACUAUUCAGAAACUAUUAGAGGAAUCAGCCUCAACACGUCAGAUUGCCGAAGAGGCUAAAGAAAUUGCUACAGCGUCUGUUGCAGAGGUUCAAGAGAAGAUACCACCGUUACAUAAACAACUUGAAGACCAUAAGUUAACCCUGUCUAUGAUUGAGUUGAAAGAGAAACAAGUGAAUUUAAGGGUCAGAGCAGUACCUGAAGUGGAGAAAGACAAUUUAACUGAUUUUCUUACGCAGGAAUUCUUAGACUUUUGGAAUCCAGAAUUGGUAAAAGACAGUUUCAAAAUAGUGAAUGCUUUUAGACUUGGAAAAGGAGGAGGAAAGAAGGUGAGAGACUGUUUGAUUACUCUCCGAACAAAAGAAGAGAGGGACAAGAUCUUGGGUUUGCAUUUCCAGAAGACACUGGAAAUACAUCAGACAAGAGUGGAGAUAUUUAAGGACAUUCCGAAACACCUUCUGGAUCUCAGAUCUAACUAUAAAGACUUGGUCACUUUGUUGAAAAGUAAUAGAAUCAACUUCAGGUGGGAAUUUCCUCAAGGCCUAUCUUUUAGUUACAAAGGAAAGAAGAGGAAAAUAAGAUCGGAAGAUGACAAAGACAAAUUCUGGAGAGACCACGGAGAAGACCUACAAAAGAAAGUCACAGGAGAGCUAAGAACAAUUGCAAGAGAAACUUUAGACAUACCAGGACUAUCUCUGGAACUAAAAGACCGCCUGAAAAACGUGAUACCACCGACGGAACAGGAACAGGCAUUAGGUGCCGUUGGAGGAGAACUAAAAUAAACACAUCAUGGCCCUGCAACUACUAACCUGGAACUGUCAUGGUCUGAAUUCCCCUCAGAAAAGGAAAUCAGUGUUUCACUUAUUAAAAAAGGAACAAUUGGAUUUGAUCUGUCUACAAGAAACACACAUAACAAGAUUACACAGGAAAUUGUUGAUAAAUAAAAGACUUGGUCAGGAGUUUAUUUCAUCGGACAAAGUUAAAAAAAGAGGGGUUGUGAUUUAUGCAAAGGACAGACUAUCACCGAAAUUUAUUUUUAAAGAUGACCAAGGAAGAUUUGUGGCAAUUGAAAUUCAAACACAAGGAGAAAAAUUUUUGAUAGUAGGAAUCUCCGCACCAAAUGAUGGGAAAUCUGAAUUUUUUAAGAAGUUGCAUGAGACACUGAUGGACUAUUUGGAUUACAACAUGAUUUUGAUGGGAGACAUGAAUGGAGUGGUAUCUACAUAUAUGGACAAGGCACAAAGACAGGUAGUCACUAAGGAUGGUAGACUACCGAAAACCUUUUUUGACAUGACAGACAACUUGGACUUAGUUGAUAUCUGGAGAAUAAGAAACCCCAUGGCUAAAGAGGGAACCUUCUUUUCUGAAGCCAAAAUGACAUGGACAAGAAUUGACCAAAUUUGGAUAACUAGAGGAAUGGCACCAAAGACAAGAAAGGUGGAAAUCUCCCCGAAAACUUGCUCCGACCACAACGCUGUUAAGAUGGAAAUGAGAUUAACACCAACUGGCUCCUUUAGAUGGAAGAUGAAUGACACCUUAUUUAGAGAUGAAGAAGUGCUUAAGAAGGCCCAAAAAACCUUGAGAGAUUAUCUUGAGAUAAAUUUGAGUACCAACGUGGAGAAAAGAGUAAUCUGGGACGCAAGUAAAGCGGUUAUGAGAGGGUUCCUAAUACAACAGAACGCAGUAACGAAGAGAAUUCAAAAUGAGAAGAAGGAUAAGAUAUUGGACAAAAUAAAGGAAGUUGAAAAAAGACUGAGAGUAAACCCAAAAUCUCAAGAGAUUUUGAGAGAGUUAAAGUUAUAUCAAGUACAAUACAUGAAAAUGAUGAAUCAGGAAAUAGAAUGGAAAAUUAAACAAAUGAGACAAAAGACAUUUGAGUCGGCUAACAAAUGUGGUAAAUUGUUGGCAUGGCAAAUGAAAAAGAGACAAAAAUUAAACACAGUUACGAACUUAGAAGUGGAAGGAAGAAAUAUACAGAACCCAGCAGAGAUUAGAAAUUGUUUCCAGAGGUACUUUAAACAACUAUAUACGCAAGGGCCACUGAAAGAAACAGAUCUAGAUCAAUUUUUGAAAACAAAUGGAUUACAAAAAAUAUCUCAAGAAAACAAACUAAUGUUGAACUAUAAAAUAACUGUACAAGAGGUAGAAGGUGCCAUUCAAAAUAUGCAGUUGGGUAAAUCUCCAGGACCGGAUGGACUGACUUCUAGAUAUUACAGAUCUUUGAAAGAAUGGUUAAUACAACCUUUGAAAGAGGUCUGUAAUGAAAUAAUGGAGGGGAAAAGAGCACCAGAGUCGUGGAAAGAAGCUUAUAUUACACUUGUACCGAAAACAGAGACUGAAAAGACACAGCUUAAGAACUACCGCCCUAUAUCAUUACUUAAUGUGGAUUACAAAAUCUUUGCUGACAUUUUGGCCAAGAGAUUUAAAAAAGUGUUGAUGGAAGAGAUUCAUAAAGACCAAGCGGGCUUUCUCCCAGGAAGACAUCUGUCUGACAAUUUGAGGAAUAUAAUUGAUAUUCUGGAAAAACUAGAAGUGAACAUAAACACUAAAGCAGUUUUGAUAUUUGUGGAUGCGGAGAAAGCCUUUGACAACAUUUCUUGGAACUUUAUGAAGAAGAAUCUACAGGGUAUGGGGGUAGGCCAAGGUUCUGAAAACGGUAUAAGUGCAAUUUAUUCAGAACAAAAGGCUAAAUUAAUUGUAAAUAAUGUUGUGACGGAAGAACUUAAAAUUGAAAAAGGGACACGACAAGGUUGCCCAAUUUCCCCACUUCUUUUUAUUUCGGUCCUGGAGGUUUUGCUGAACAUGAUUAGAAGGGACCGGUUGGUUAAAGGUAUACAAGUCGGAGCCAAACAGUACAAAUUGAGAGCAUUUGCAGAUGACUUAGUAUUGACGUUACAGGAGCCAGAAUCUAGUACUAAAAGGGUUUUAGAACUAAUUCAAGAAUUUGGUCGACUGGCAGGAUUUAAACUGAACAAGUUAAAAACUAAGGUUUUAGAGAAAAACUUAACACCGAUUGAGAGAGAGAGGUUUCAGAAUGAGACAGGCCUAACAGUGGUUAAGAAAGUUAAAUACCUGGGGAUUAACAUGACAGCAAAAAAUGGGAAUUUAUUUAAAGAUAAUUAUGAAAAAUGUUGGGCGGAAGUGAAAAAAGAUUUAGAAAUUUGGUCAAAUUUGAGGCUUUCACUGCUGGGCCGUAUUGCUGCGAUAAAAAUGAAUGUAUUGCCUAGAAUGUUGUUUUUGUUUCAAACUUUGCAAAUUGUGGACAAAAUGGAUUGUUUCAAGAGGUGGCAGAAAGAUAUUUCUAGAUUUGUCUGGCAGGGCAAGAAGCCCAGAAUAAAAUUUAAAAUACUAACGGAUGCAAAGGAAAGAGGUGGAUUUGCCCUGCCAGACCUUAAACUUUAUUAUGAAUCAGCAGCUUUUUGCUGGCUGAAAGAAUGGCUGCUUCUUGAAAACACUGACAUUUUGGACCUAGAAGGGUUUAACAAUGUAUUUGGAUGGCAUGCAUAUCUGUGGUAUGAUAAGGUCAAAGCACAUAAAGCAUUUAAAAAUCACAUUGUCAGGAAAGCACUAUUCAAUGUUUGGAUAAGAUACAAGGAUUUAUUAGAAAAUAAAACUCCAAGAUGGCUGUCACCAAUGGAAGCGAAAGCCUUGAAAAAACUCAAUAUGGAGGUCAAAUGGCCAAAAUAUUGGGAAAUUUUAGAACAAGAUGGAGAUAGACUGAAACUGCAGAGUUUUGAAAAAUUAAAAAACAAAGUGCGAGACUGGCUCCAUUACUUUCAGAUAAUGGAGGCAUUUAAUUCGGACAAGAAAAUUGGCUUCCAGGUGGAAAAAUCAAAAUUAGAAACUGAAUUGUUAGAACCCAAAACUAAGAAUUUGUCAAAGAUGUAUAACUUGCUGUUAAAAUGGAACACUCAGGAUGAAACGGUGAAAUCUGCUAUGAUUAAAUGGGCACAAGACGUUGGACACAACAUCAUGUUUGCUGAUUGGGAGCAGUUAUGGACCACAGGUAUGAAAUUUACGGCAUGUAAUGCCCUAAGAGAGAAUAUUAUGAAAAUGAUAUACAGGUGGUACAUAACCCCAGUUAAGCUUGCAAAAAUCUAUCAUUUGCCCGAUAAUAAAUGUUGGAAAUGUAAAGAAACUGAAGGUACAUUUUUUCACCUUUGGUGGACGUGCCCAAAGAUUAAGGCUUUCUGGGAAAUGAUAUAUAAUGAAAUAAAAAAGGUAUUUAAAUAUACCUUCCUGAAGAAACCAGAGGCCUUUCUCCUGGGCAUAGUCGGCCAAACGGUGUUAAAAAAGGAUAGAACUUUAUGUAUGCAACAACAGCAGCAAGAAUACUUAUCGCAAAGUAUUGGAAGACACAAGAGCUACCCACACUGGAGGAAUGGUAGAUGAAAAUGAUGGACUAUAUGGAAUUGGCGGAAAUGACAGGUAGAAUCCGUGACCAGGGAGAAGAGUCGGUGGAGGAAGAUUGGAAGAAAUUCAAAGACUGUCUGCAGAAACAUUGCAAAAUUAAAGAAUGUUAGAGUGAUGUUGGAUUGAAAAUAAGUGGCUUCUAGCUAUACAGGCUUUAAAGUUAUAUAUAGAUCAAGAUUAAGGAUUAGGAUUAAAAAAAAAAAAGUUAAAGGAAAUGGAAAUUUGGCUUUUAAGAGGUAAAAAUUCAAUGUUAUAUUAUAUUAAGAUUAAGGAUUGGGAUUAAAAAAGAGGGAAAGAAAUUGCUGGACAAACAAAUUGAAUUGGAAUACAAAAGAGGGAGGUAUGAGGAGGUCCAGAAAAUAAGUAAAUUUAAAAAUGGUGAUGAAAAGGUGGUAUUGUUUUUAACUGUUUUCUUUUUUGUCUUUUGUUUUUUGUUUUUUUGGAUUAUGUAUUGUGUAUUUUUGAACUGUGUACUUUUCUUUUUUCUUUUUAAUUUUUUAUUGAUGUGUUCUUUUUAUUGGAAACUCUAAUAAAUAUCAUUUUAAAAAAAUAAAAAAAUAAAAUUCGGUACCCAGAAUUGGAUACAGCGGUGGGGGCUGACAGUUGUUUGACCCACCUUUCAAUCUUUUCUGGAUGUUCAUGAUGCCUUGACUAGCAAGUAGACUGGGCAGCAGUGAGUUGGUGCAGGAUCACAAAUUGUCAGAGACCCGACUGAGGAUUACAGCUCUGAUGAGGAACGGUGGGAACCUCCCCCUCUUCCUGCUCCUGACCAGGAUCCUGAAGCUGCCCAGGAACAGUGGAGCAGCAUAGAUUUAGAGAACUGGUUUGCAGAGGGGCAUAGUUUGGAAAACAACAGCUGGGCAGAACUGAGUGGCGAACAGCCAGGAGAAGCAGAAGAGGAAGAGAGAACUGAUUCCCCUUCGCUAGACAGUGUCCAGCCUCUCUCUCCCAGGAGUGCUGAUAAGGUUGCUAUGCAGAAGGCUCAGUGGUUGUGAGAUCAGGUUGCAAGAAGGGGGAAGUGAUGGAGAUAAUUUGGGGGGUAGGAGUAGGAGGAAAGCUUAAUUGGGAGCACCUGCGCUUCGAGAAUGGCUGCGUUUCUCCACAGCCUGGCACAAAGAGUGCACUUCGUGGCUGAGGUCUGGCCCAGGUCCUCGUCCGGCACUCUAACCACUGCACCACCGCUGCCUCUGCCUUCAUAGUCCCUCCUUUUCCCCCCGUGCCCGGCAGGUGGAGAAGCUGCUGCACCCUCUUCUCUACCAGCAGUACCAGCUGAAGAAGGUGGCCCUGCUGAACGUUUGCGGGCGCCGGGAUGUGGAGCGCCUCCUCUUCCACGGCACCACGGAGGAGUCCAGCCGCGAGAUCUGCCUGCACGGCUUCAACCGCAGCUUCUGCGGAAAGAACGGUGAGCCAGGGGUGGGGAGGGGCUGUAUUCAGGGAGCCUGGAGCACCCAGGAGGGCUCCCACAAGGGCCCCAGAUCUAGCAGCUUCCAGAGUUUGGGCCCCAACAUUGGGCAAAAAAAAUCUGAGAGUCGUGGGCGAGGGGCAAAAGAUUCCUGCCUUGCAGGGGGUUGGACUAGAUGACCCUCAUGGUCCCUUCCAACUCUACAACUCUACAAUUCUAUGAUUCUCUGCUCUCCUUCGGACCUCCCUGGGCACUUGCUCCUGCCUGGAAAUGGACACCUUGCCUAGAGUGUCGGACUGGGAACUGGGAGAGCAGAGUUCGAAUCCCCACUCAGCCGUGAAGCUCCCUGGGUGACCUUGGGCCAGUCACCAUCUCUUAGCCCAGGGCUCAGCAAACUUUUUGGGGAGGGGGCCAGUUCACCAUCCCCCAGACCUUUGUUGGGAUACUGCCGGGAAGAUGGGGGCAUCAGGCAGGCCCCCAGCUGGCUCCAGCCACUGGCUGGCAGCUGGUCUCCCUUGGAACAGCAUCAAUUAGCGACACAAGCCUCAGAUAUGUUUAGAAACCCGUGCACGCUCUGUCAGCAAAGUGUGUAAAUCAUCACACAGCAGAAGAGGUGGACAGAGAAAUGUGUAAGCAUAAUGUACAGUGGUACCUCGGGUUAAGUACUUAAUUCGUUCUGGAGGUCUGUUCUUAACCUGAAACUGUUCUUAACCUGAAGCACCACUUUAGCUAAUGGGGCCUCCUGCUGCUGCCGCGCUGUCGCUGUGCGAUUUCUGUUCUCAUCCUGAAGCAAAGUUCUUAACCUGAAGCACUAUUUCUGGGUUAGAGGAGUCUUUAACCUGAAGCGUAUGUAACCUGAAGUGUAUGUAACCUGAAGCGUAUGUAACCCGAGGUACCACUGUACAACAUUUUAUUCAGCAUAGUUCAGGAACAGAGGAAAACAUGUCUGCUUCCCUUCGUCUCCAGCAAAACAGCAGCAGUGCAAAAGCUAUAUACAAACGGAAGUUCCCGGAAAGCGCUGUGCUGGAAAUGUAAAUGGGCAUGUGACACACAAUAGUCAUGCCUGUCCCUUUUAAGGUGGAACGGAACUAUAUCCUAACGACCUUGUGGCGGGCUAGACCCCACGCGUGUGGGGCAGAGGAAGCUUCUCUCUCUCCCCCAGCCCCUCCCCUCCCCCUGCCUCCCUAUGCUGCUGCCGUCGGCGCUGUGCUCUCCCAACCGCAGCUCCUGUGCCUGCCCUUGCGAGCGGCAGAGGGAUGAGUGGCCCGAAAGUGCUGGCUGGCUCCAGAGAGGCGCUGCCCAAAAUGGCGCUCAACCAGCUCAGCUCAGCUCAGCCCCCUUCCUCCUCUGCACAGGGCGGGGAGAAGUCAGGAGAAGGGAGGGAGGAGGCACUGCGGUGUGUGAGAGGCAGGGGGGGAAAGAGUGCCAGGAAAAAAAUGACACCGAAAAACAAACAAACAGAAUUGCCGAUCCACAGAACGUCCACGGGCCAGAUCCUGAGGGCAAUUGGGCUGGAUUUGGCCCGUGGUCCGUAGUUUGCCGACCCCCGUCUUAGCCUAACCGACCUCACAGGGUUGUGAGGAUGAGAUGGGGAGGAGAAGAGGAAACAUUAAAACCCCCUUGAGAUCCUUGGUAGAAAAAACAUGGUCUAUAAAUGUAAGAAAGAAACUAAGUAUAUAAUAAACAGAGGGAAGGUUUAGCUUUGAAAGUUUGGCAUUGCAAGAGGGUUUGAUAGAUUCACGGAGGAGGGGGCUUGCAGUGGCUGCUAGCCAGGAUGGAUAUGCUCUGUCUCCACGGCUGGAGGCAGCAAUGCUUGCUGGGAACCACAGGAGGGAAAAGUUCCUCUUGGGCACGGAUCCUGCUGGAAGGUUCCCUAUAAGGGGCAUGUGAGAACACUACUGUCCUGGUGACUUUUGGACUGACCCAGCAGGUGAGGGUUCUUCACCAGCCAUGCUUUGGAAAACAGCAAGGCUUGUCCCUCCUUGGAGAAUUGUUCGGAGCAGAGCCCCCAGGUGGACACAGGGGGAACUGCAGGUCCUUUGCCUGCUGCUCUGGAACUCCCCAAGCCUUGCAGGCGUUAGGCAGCUUGCAGGAGGUGCUUUGGGGCUGGGGGAGACCUCAGGAAGAGCCAAGGGGUCCUACACUGCCUGCGUCCCAUUUCCUGACCCCAGCCCCCUCUCCCUUCCUCCUUGUCCCUCCAGCCACACGCUACGGCCACGGGGUCUACUUUGCCGUCAAGGCCGUCGUCUCCGUGCAGGAGAUGUACUCCCCCGCCAGCAGCGACGGCAACAAGUACAUCUUUGUGACGCGGACGCUGACCGGGGACUAUGCGCUGGGCAACCCGAGCAUGCGGGCGCCGCCCCUGCGGGAAGGGGACGCCGUGCCGCGGCGCUACGACAGCACCGUGGACAACCUCCGCAACCCAGGCGUCUUUGUCAUCUUCAACGACACUCAGGCGUAUCCUCAGCACCUCAUCACCUGCCGCUGGUCCAAGCAGCCCUGAGGGGGGCAGGGGGGGGGCUGCUGUUCCCCUCUCCCCCAGGGCUGCCAGGCAAAACUGAGCAAGGGGGUGGGCAAGGAUGCCGGUGGCCAGACUGUCUGAUUUGGGCCUUCCUGAGGGGGCAGAGACAGCAAGACUCCACUGGGCACCAGCCUUGGUUCAGACUGGAUCUGCUACGGACCCUGCUUUCAACAUAUUACCUCUUUUUGUGGCGGGGGGCUGCUGAUUCUGCUGCCACCUACUUGGGGCAUCACGUUGGGGGUGGUUUGAAGGAUGGAGAAGCCAUGCAUUAAAAGGCACACAAGGAAAAGU
Molecule: messenger RNA, 22624 nt
Organism: Podarcis lilfordi (Lilford's wall lizard)
Lineage: Eukaryota; Metazoa; Chordata; Lepidosauria; Squamata; Lacertidae
Source: the annotation of a GenBank genome assembly